GAAGGAGAGGAUCCCACUCAUCCAAUCCCACUGUAGUCUGCACUAAAAACGUCUCGGGCUGUGGCUAGGAAAGCAGACAGACAGAUAGACAGACAGGCACAGGUGCUGCAGACGGCAGUCAUAGGGUAGGAGGAGACUACAGUUCCAGAGAGGAAUAGCUAGCUCGAGCUUGAGAGGAAUUCCAAAACAGCAGACGUCCCUCCCGAGAGCGAGUGGCGAGAGCAGCACGGCUCCAAGGCAGAGACAGUAGUCAGCCAGCACCAGUGAGUCCGGGAACCACAUGCCACACACACCUCUUCAGCAGUCAGCACUAGGACUGAAGACCUUCAGGAGGACAGUGGACACCUCCUUCUGACACGAACCAGGAGCUCAUCCCAGGAAUUACAAAGGAAAAGUGGCCUGUUGACCGCUCUGCAACCUCAUAGACAACACUGGUGAGAACUUGGACUUGGAUUUCCUGAUUACGACACAUAGAUCGAACCUAUCUUCGGAGCAGCACAAGACAACACAGCCGUUUCAUUGAGAAUGUAAUUCCCCCAUCUCUGCAGGGAGACCUUGUGUUCAGUGUGAAGUUCUUCACCAAUCCUAAUGUUCUAGGAGUGUUCUCCUCUCUUUGUCCUUUAUCUCUGAGCUCUAUUCGACAGUGACCACCAUGCCUGCCAAAGCACCCAUCUACCUGAAGUCCACCAACAGCAAGAAAGGAAAGAAGUGUCGUCUGAGAGAUAUCCUGUCCCCAGACAUGAUCAGCCCACCGCUGGGGGACUUCCGCCACACCAUCCACAUCGGAAAGGGCGGCGAGAGGGACGCCUUUGGGGACAUGUCCUUCCUCCAGGGGAAGUUUGAGCUCCUGCAUGGGAAAGGCGAGGUGUUCCGUCCGCAAUACGGCAUCCACAACGAGUUCCUGCGGGCCAACAGCGCAUCUGAUGCCCAGCUCACCGAGACGCCUUCUCCGGUUCUGAAGAACGCCAUCUCGCUCCCUUCAAUCGGGGGGUGCCAGGCCCUCACCCUGCCCCUCCUCUCCACCGCUGUGUUCUCUAUGCCCGCUACGGAGCCCCUGGAUGGCAUGGUAGGGCGGGUCCCUACCACUCCCCUAGGGGGCCCAGAUGGGACUGAUAAACUGGAGUUCCUGGAGAUGGAAACCCUGUUGUGUUCCAUUAAGGUCUUAAGCAGCGACCACACCAAACCUCCUACAGAAGUCACAUCCAAACCAGACGUCCUGCUGGAUCUGAUAGAGAAACCAGCUAAGCCAGAGAAGAAGAAAGUAUUCAAAAGCAAUUAUGAAAAGUAUAAUGUUGAAAACAGGUAUGAAAAGCCUUCACCAACCUAUUACAUCAAUGGCAACAGCAAUGGCACCUGCAAUGGUAAUGGUGGCUUCAAUGGGAACAGCAAUGACAUCUUCAAUGGUAACGAAGCCUUCAACGGCAACUGCAAUGGCUUUGGAAGCUUUAACAAUGACAUUACCCUCUGCUACGAGAAAGCGCUCUCUAACUGCAAUGGAGACUGGGUGGACAGGGACAGCGGGGUGGAUGAGGGGCGCAUUUGCGACAUUGACUUUGAGUUCUGCAAUGACAAGAGUGUGUCACAGGAUUCAAUCUCCCACAUCACUGGUUCACUUUUGUCACUUGAACUCGAUUUGGGCCCAUCCAUCCUUGAUGAUGUACUCAACAUCAUGGGUGACCCCAAGGCAAAGAGCAGACCUUGAGCAAUGCCAAGGCUGGUGAGUUGAAAGGGAAAUAUAGAACUUAAGAGAGAACUAUGAGAAAAGACUCACAAACCUGUCAAAAUAUUGUCUAUGGCAUGUGGAUAUUAUUGUGAUGGAAAUUAACUUAAGUAUGCAGCAUCUCUGCUUAUGUCCUUAUUUUCUAAAUACGUUUCUAUCUGAGCUUUCAUAUGGUUUCAAUGCUUUUUCUGAUUGUGCAUUGUGCUACAGGCAUGAGAGAUGCAUGCGCUAUUGAAUUACUACUAAAUCCCAGCCUAUUUUGCAAUCUAUUUUGCAAUUACACUACCAGUCAAAAGUUUGGACACACCUACUCAUUCAAGGGUUUUUCU
Coregonus clupeaformis (lake whitefish) is the source of this 2049-nucleotide messenger RNA. RefSeq names its product cdc42 effector protein 3. The coding region runs from base 653 to 1702 and encodes 349 amino acids. The transcript has 2 exons. Lineage: Eukaryota; Metazoa; Chordata; Actinopteri; Salmoniformes; Salmonidae. The record is from RefSeq and is a predicted model, not a curated record.